AUGCACCAGAAGCCUUUAGUACUAAUACUAAUAAUUUACCAUGGAAUCCCUUCAGUUUUGGGAUAUUUCGACUCCGCGCCGCAGAUGAAUAUGGGUGACCUACCCUCAAAAGGACAAUCCUAUCAAAUAGUUCGUGUCAUUGAGUAUAUAGUUCCAUAUCCCUAUCAAAGACCACCCAACAUAUCUGCCAGAGGGGCAAGUGUUAACACAAUGGAGCCAAACAGCCUGGAGAUUAUUCCAGCUGAUAUUGAAAGUCUUCUUACCGCUGGACAGAGAACAACAGCCAAGCCCAAGGCAGUUAAGCACUUUCUGAUGAGGAUCCUCUACGAAAAUAAAGUUAUCUGCAGUGGGGCUUUAAUCUCCAGCCGUUUGGUGUUAACUUCCGCCCACUGUUUUCCCAGGAAUUUCAGUAAAGCUUCCGCUCAUUUAUAUAAACUCCAAGCAAGUAGAAGUCGCAUUUACUCUGUGACGAAUAUAAUUCUCGGCUCCAUGGAAGACAUGGCCCUGAUGUUACUCCAGUUACCGCUCCAGGAUUCAUUCGUCCAGCCGAUUGAACUCUGUGACAAACCACUCCGCAGGAAUGACAAUGUCAGCAUCUACAUGUCACAACAACAUCUGCGCUUCCUGCGCACCAAACUCAUUGCCAAUGGAAACUGCAAGCGAAGUUAUGCCCAGGACGAGAACGCCUUCAUCACCAAGACCAUGUUAUGUGCUUUGAAUUCGAACAGAUUGGUGGACUGCCAGACGGCCAAGGGGGAUCUGCUCCUGCAUCAAGAUCAAAUGUGUGGUGUGAACAUCUAUGGACAGCACUGCUCCGAUGGAGCCAUCAAUGGAGAGCUCUAUGCGGACGUUUUCAAGGCCAGGUCACAGCUGUUGCCAUUGAUUGAGCGCUACUCCGCUUGA
Drosophila eugracilis is the source of this 903-nucleotide messenger RNA. Its product is annotated as seminase. The coding region runs from base 1 to 903 and encodes 300 amino acids. The transcript has a single exon. The record is from RefSeq and is a predicted model, not a curated record. Lineage: Eukaryota; Metazoa; Arthropoda; Insecta; Diptera; Drosophilidae. Gene Ontology annotation, biological process: proteolysis. Gene Ontology annotation, molecular function: serine-type endopeptidase activity.